Linum trigynum is the source of this 4219-nucleotide messenger RNA. NCBI's taxonomy places the organism in Eukaryota, Viridiplantae, Streptophyta, Magnoliopsida, Malpighiales, Linaceae. The record is from the annotation of a GenBank genome assembly.
CUGCAUCCAUUUGGAACUAAGUGCUUCAUUCUUAAUACUAAAGACUCUCUUGGAAAGUUUGAUGCUAGAUCUGAUAUAGGAAUCUUCUUAGGAUAUUCAUCCAAAGGCCAGGCCUAUAGGGUUUUCAAUAAAAGAACCAGAAAGGUUGAAGAGUCAGUGCAUAUUCGCUUUGACACAUCUCAUCACUGCCUCCCUUUGGUUUCUGAUAUUAACAAUUAUGACUUCCUUCCUAUAACCUCUUUAUUUGAGAAAGAUAGUGCAGAAAUUAGUAAGGGGAAUGAAAAUUUGAACUCAGAACAGACUGAAUCAUCCACUGAACCUGACUCUGCUACACAAGAUGCAACUCAAAAUGAGAACCAAGAAGCUCCUGCUCACAUAAGAAAGAGGCAUCCUCCCUCACUAAUCAUUGGUCACCUCUCAGAUCCCAUUCACACUCGAGGUAAGUAUAUCCCAUGUCAGUAUUCCUUCGUUUCUCUGUUUGAACCUAAGAAUUUUAAAGAAGCAAUUCUUGAUGAGGAGUGGUUUCUUGCCAUGCAAGAAGAGCUGUCACAUUUCAUCAGACUUAAGGUAUGGGAACUAGUCCCCCGACCCUUAGGUGUUUCUAUCAUAGGAACUAAAUGGAUAUUUAGGAACAAAUCAGAUGAACUCGGAUUCAUAAUCAAAAACAAAGCUCGCCUUGUUGCCCAAGGAUACAGUCAAGAGGAGGGUAUAGAUUAUGAUGAAACUUUUGCCCCUGUUGCACGCUUAGAAUCCAUUAGACUCCUGUGUGCUUAUGCUAGUUAUAUGAAUAUCAAAUUAUUUCAAAUGGACGUAAAAAGUGCAUUCUUGAAUGGUGAAAUAAAAGAGGAUGUUUAUGUUGAACAACCCCCUGGAUUUAUUGACAGUGAGUACCCUGAUCACGUUUUCAAACUAUCUAAAGCCCUGUAUGGACUCAAGCAAGCUCCUAGAGCUUGGUUUGAGAAACUGACAUCAUUCUUAAUUUCACAAGGGUUCUGUCAAGGGGGUGUAGAUAAAACACUUAUUAUUAAAAAAUGAAAUGAUAACUCCCUAAUAGUUCAAGUCUACGUGGAUGAUAUAGUUUUUGGCAGUACUGACCCUAGCAUGUGUGAAGAAUUCAGUACUAUCAUGCAAAACAAGUUUGAAAUGAGCUUAAUGGGUGAACUGAACUUCUUUCUGGGACUGCAAAUCCAUCAGUCUAACCUUGGCAUAUUCAUUCAUCAAACUAAGUAUCUGCAUUCCAUGCUUACCAAAUUUGAUCUGUUAAGCAUUAAACCUAGCAAAACUCCCAUUGCAUCAAAUACUCACUUGGAUUAUGACUUGAAUGGAAUUGCAGUAUGUGAGAAAAGAUAUAGAGGUAUGAUAGGUUCUCUGUUGUAUCUUACAGCCAGCAGACCUGACAUACAAUUCAGUGUCUGUCUUUGUGCAAGAUUUCAACAUCAACCAAAAGAAAGCCACCUAAAAGCUGUAAAAAGAAUUUUCAGAUACUUGAAAGGGUCUAGUGAUCUUGGAUUAUGGUAUCCUGUGUCUGAUUCAUCAACCCUUGUAGGUUAUUCUGACUCUGAUUUUGCUGGAAGCAUUACUGACAGAAAAAGUACUAGUGGUACUUGUCAAUUCUUUGGAAGAUCACUUGUGUCAUGGUCAAGUAAAAAACAAGGCUCAGUAGCACUGUCCACAGCUGAGGCUGAAUAUGUGCCUGCUGGGUGCUGUUGCACUCAAAUUAUGUGGUUAAAGUCCCAACUGAAUGACUAUGGAGUUAAUGUUAAUCAAAUACCUAUCUUUUGUGAUAACACGAGUGCCAUAUGCAUGUCAAAAAAUCCUGUUCAUCACAGUCGAACUAAACACAUUGAAAUAAAACAUCACUUCAUUAGAGAUCUUAUACAGGCUGGUCAUAUUGAAUUAAAUUUUAUAUCGACUGACUUUCAAGUUGCUGAUAUCUUUAUCAAAGCACUCUCAUUAGAACAAUUUCUCAAAUUGUGUGAUGAUCUGGGUCUUCAGUCUCUUCACUCCAUCCAAGGGAGUCAAUGAACCAGGUUCUGUUCUUCCUUUAUUUAUGCAUUUAAUUACUACUUGUUUAUAGUGUGAUUUAAUUACUUUUGCUACUAAAUUGAUUGCUGGUGCAUGUAUGUGAUGUUUCGACUCUCAAAAACCCUUGUCUUUCCAAUCUCCUGGUUGUUAUAUGUGCUGUUAUCAAAGCACUCUGAGUAGCUAUAUAUACUACACUUCUUCUACUUCAUUUCAUCAUAGCUAGCCAUCAAUAGGAAAUCCCAUCAUGACUGAUCUUUUUACUUCCUCAAACAUUCCUGGAGCUGUUGUCACAUACGUAGGUAGAACCUUCAACGAUCCUAUAGACUUUAAUCUGCAUUGAUUCAAAGAGUUCUAUGCAACUCGUCCCCUGUCUGAUCCCAUAUCACUUGAUCUAUAUGAUUUCAAGAAUCAAGGGAUCGAUGUUACUCCACAUAUUCGAAACUUGGGAUGGGAAUUUCUACUUCAUUACCCUCCCCUUACUGCUUGUCCUCUUCCUGUUCGAACGUUUUAUGCCAAUCUGAAUUGUCAGGGUAUUAUCACUCGAAAAUUCACCACUCUGGUCAAUGGCUACUUCAUCUCCCUGACAUCUGAAGCUAUUGGAAUCCUUCUGAAUCUUCCUUCUGGAGUACCUCUGUCUCUGGCCCAUGAAGACGAAUUCUUAUUCUAUGAAUUCGAUCAUGUCAUUGAGUUUUCUAGAAUCACUCAGCGUACUGUAGGCGCCCAUGAAGUCAUCACCUCAGCUGACCUAAACCCAUCCCUUUGCACUCUUCAUUAUUUCAUUACCCAUCUGUUCCUUCCUCGCAGCCAUGACCACCAUAUUGUCACAAAAAUUGACCUGUGGAUUCUAUCCAAUGCCCUCACUGGGCGAAAAAUAGAUUAUACCCCCCCUGUUGUUUGGUUCCCUUGUUCGAAGUGCUGAUACUCAUGCUAGUGGAUGCCUUCCAUAUGGAGGUCUCAUCACUCUUCUCAUAUCCAACCUUGGCAUCUCUCUCGACGGUUUCUCAACCAUCGACAAAUCUGUUUCCAUCCAUGCCAUUACUGCUCACAGGUUCAUUAGUAUUGAUCCUCAGCCUUCGAAAGGGGGAGAUCCUGCAGGAAGGAAAACCAAACCAUCCAAACACCCCACUAAGUCCAUGACCAAACUCCUGAAACUUGGGGAAUCCUCCUCUGUGUGUAGAAACCUAAUCAUAUCCUUUGAUGAGGAAGAAGCUGAACCAGCUACUGAAUCCCUUUCUGAAAAGGACAUCAGACUGUUUGCCGAGGACCUCGAAAGAGACCUUAUGGAAGGUGAAGCUGCUGUUCAGGAAGAGAAUGACAUGAAUGAAGUAGCUGAAACUCAGGGGGAGAUUCAAAGCAAGAGCGAGACACAGAAGGCUGUCGAAUGAAGUUUAAGAAGAUACUAAAGAGUUGUCCUCAUCUCCAAGAAAUUUGAACUAAAUAAAGGGAUCAAUAAUCUGCUUAGAAUAAGUGUGAUGUGUUUCGGACCAUAAUGGUCUUAUGAUUAUGUUUGAUGGACUCAAAGACCAUAAUGGUCUAUGGUCUUAUGCUUUCUGUCCUUAAAUGUCUAUUUCAAGUAUUAUGAGUAAAAGAUCAUAAUGAUCUAUGUUUUUAUGUUAAAUCCUCUCUAUGAACAAAUAUCUAUGGAUGAUCUGCAGAAACUCGCUUUAAAUAAAUAUGUGUGCAGAAUCGGAGGCUUGAACGCAGGGGGAGAUUGUUGGGCCAUGACUCUCCGAGAUCCACGAGCCAAAGAAGCCCAAUGAGAAACGUAAGCCCACCGGACACACUGAAAGUCAAAGAGAGUCAAGAUCCCUAAAGCGUCAUCGCCUCCAUUCUCCAUCAGAGAAAUCAAUUGACUCCAUGAAAGAGGGUGACUGGGAAUCGCGCUUCUGCUCUUCUCUUCAAGAAUAAACGGUCGAGUUCAUUGAUGAUGGAAGAGACAAGGAUGGGAGCCUCUCCGCCUAUAUAAAGACUGCUCCUGCCAAAGAGAAAGGUGACAGUUUCCUAGACUUGGUUAGAACAGGGUUUGUUCUCUGGAAGUUUUAGGUUUGGGUUCGGGUCUCGUGUCUGGAUAACUGAGUUGGGGCGGUGGCCAGGAACUCAAGUUAUCUGGGCAUGGCUUCUGUUUAAUCUUUCUCUAUCUUGUCCCUUGUUUUAGAUUGAGUAGUGAUCUAGACAAUUAAACUCAGAUCAUCUG